GUCUUUGUUAGUAUUCCGAGUUGGCGUAUUGUACGGCCAUUUAAAUCCCAAGGAACAAACAAUCAGAUUUGAUGUCGAUAUAAUAGCAGGUCUUUCCGGAUAACAAUAAACCCAUCAACUUCAAAUUAUGUAAAUAUUGCCUAGUGGAUUCAAAGGCUCUGUUUCGAAUUAAAUGUGGCCUAGGCCCAGUCGUCCAGCCAAGAAAACAACGCGUGAGAAUGAAUAAUGCAAUGGUAUAAUCCUGUCCAAGAAUUUGAAUCCAACUUAGUGUGUGAGCAAUAGUUACGAUGGGGGAGACUGCGGGUGAAAGUCAAGAGCGCCUACCGCUUCUUGUUCAGCUGAUAUACGGGACCUACCAAGAUAAGAAAACACAGGAAGGGAAAGGAUUGGCUCAUGAUAGCGGCAGUGGCGCUCCUUGUACGAAUUGUGGCACAGAAUGUAGCGGCUUUGAUCUGCACUUCUGGAGGAAAGUUUGCAAAAAUUGUGGAUGUCGUCCUCAGGCUCAUGACAUUACAGUUAAUGAAGCAGUUCACAAGGAAAUUGUCAAAGAACUUUUUAAUGAUUCAGGGAGAAAAGUGAAAGGGUCGGGGUCAGGUUCAGGGUCAGUGUCAGGUUCAGGGUCCCAAAGCGAUGAAGAACCUUCUGUAGAAAAGAGAGAGAGGGAGCUCGUAAGCAAGUCAAAAGUUGCAGCUUCUUCUAUACCGGAAAUAAGAAUAGAGACAGUUGACUUGGAUGGAGAUCGUGAGAAACCUAAAGAUGAGCCUAAAAGUAAGACCAGUCAAAGCCCAAAUGUUCGACAAAAAGCAACUGUAUCCAGUUAUUUCGCGCCGGAACGCAAAUCAGUAUCGUCCAAAGUUGAAAAACCAUGUUCAAUCAAUGGUGCUACAAGGGAUAGUUCUGUGUCUUUUCAAAAAGCAUCAGAGCAAGCCAGCAUUGCCACAGAACCUAAAAUUCCAGAACCACGUUCCGUUGGAAAUGAACCCAAAGUACAUAGCGACCCAAAAGUUGCAAAACAAAGGAAUCCAGAAGCCGUUCCUGAGCCACCUCCUAGAAAAGAAUCAUUUAUUGAAGUCGAAAGGCAGCGAAGGCUACUUAACCAGUUACCGCCUCAAGAUUUCGACCCAAAGUUUUGCAGCACCUUGAACAGGAAGCAAAAGCAGGCAAUGAACAAAAUGAGUGACAUCAAAAAGCAAGCUGCUGGUAAAGGAAAACUGUCAGACAAUGACCCAAAUAAACACGUCUGUGCAGGUUGCAAUGGCGAGAUAACAAGCGGAGAGAAAGGUGUCAGUUCUACACGGGAAAAGGAGCUGAUAUUCUGGCACGAAGAUUGCUUCAAGUGCAACUUCUGCGAAGAAAAAAUUGUUGAUUUCAUUUAUUUUUGGCAUGAAGACAAUAUUUAUUGUGGAAGGCACUUUGCAGAGAAGUUUAGGCCAAGAUGUUCGGCUUGUGAUGAGUUAAUUUACGCGGAUAAGUACACGAAAGCAGAAGGCAAGGCGUGGCAUAUGGAGCAUUUUACCUGUUUCAUAUGUGACAAAAAUCUGGCCGAUACAAAUUACAUCUCACACAAGGGACAACCGCACUGCAUGACGUGCUAUCAUUUCAAGAUUGCAAGCAAGUGCGGGUCUUGUGGACUGCCAAUUCAGGUAGGAGAGGAACGCAUUUCGUACGAGAACAAGCACUGGCACGCAUACCGAGAAUGCUUCUUUUGUCGAGGCUGCAACAAAGAUUUGGUUGAUGCUGGAUUUCUACUGGUAGAAAACACCGUCUACUGUUCCUCAAAAUGCUCCAAAAGAGGCCUGGCCUCGUAGAAAAACACAAGAGACGAAAACUAUGACAUAGCCAUUAAUUGUGGCAGUCAUUUAAAUAGAAAAUGUGUCUAGUGACUAUUUUUAGAAGUCGUGGACCUUUGCAUCUUUAAUUUUUGAAAUCUUUUACUGGUUUGAUUGAUUUAGCGAACUUAUAUUGAUAGCUUUGUUAAUUCAUAGUUUGUAUCCAUCUAUUUACAACAUCACUCAAAAAAUAACGUUCACGAA
Messenger RNA from Rhopilema esculentum, 2033 nucleotides. RefSeq names its product testin. NCBI's taxonomy places the organism in Eukaryota, Metazoa, Cnidaria, Scyphozoa, Rhizostomeae, Rhizostomatidae. Gene Ontology annotation, molecular function: zinc ion binding. The record is from RefSeq and is a predicted model, not a curated record.